This is a messenger RNA of Ceutorhynchus assimilis (cabbage seed weevil), 1464 nucleotides long. The record is from the annotation of a GenBank genome assembly. Lineage: Eukaryota; Metazoa; Arthropoda; Insecta; Coleoptera; Curculionidae.
AUUUCUCCUAUCUGGAGAUUACCAUUUCCAAAAAAAUACAAUGUAUCAAUAACAAUCCUUUUUUAAGUCAAAAACUUCCAAAUUAAUCCUUUUCAUAGGUACCGCAACUAAGUACCAUAGUAGUGAUAAGCACUUUAUUAUUCCUUAAGUUUCAAUAAUACAAUAGUAAUCAGAAAAAAAUAAUACUCAUUAUCAUUGUUUGUUUAUCUAUAAGAGAUUAAAAAUCUUCAAUUUUUAAUAUAUAACAAACGGUGUACGUAUGUAGGUAGAUUUAUUAUUGUUUCAGAUACAAUAUUGCACGGAGUUUAGUAGCGAGAUGCUGUCGGUGGUAUUUUUGUUGGGAGUAUGUUCUUUAGCUAGUGGAAGUCCUCUGAGUCUUAAGCAUAGCCCAAGGUCAGAUCUAAUCCGUAUCGUUGGUGGAAACGAUGCCAACAUUGCAGACUAUCCUUAUCAAGUGUCCAUCCUAAUGUACGGAGAACACUCUUGCGGAGGAUCAAUUAUAACGAAAGAUUUCAUCUUGAGUGCUGCUCAUUGCUUUCAUGACGAGUCCAGAGUAAGUCAAUUCGGAGUCCGAGUAGGAUCUUCUCUAAGAACUAGCGGAGGCCAAAUGUUUAAAGUAAAAAAGAUUAGUUCUCACCCUGGCUUUAAUUAUGAUACCUUCGACAAUGAUGUUGCUGUCUUAGAGUUAGCUAGCUCAUUGACCUUUGGAACUGGUGUCCAACCAAUCCAGCUUCCGUCUGCCAGUACCAGUUUUGUUAAUGGGCAAAACUCAGUAGCAACAGGAUGGGGCCUUACCAGCGACAAUGGAGAUUUAGCUACCAUUUUACAGGUAGUCACUGUUCCUCUUAUUACCACUACCUCGUGCCAGAACAGUUACAGUUAUGGUAGUGCCAUAACUCCGAGGAUGAUCUGUGCAGGAUCUGCAGGAAAGGAUUCUUGCACGGGUGAUUCUGGUGGACCUCUUGUCUCCAAUGGAGUACAACUUGGAAUAGUUUCCUGGGGACAAAUUUGCGGAGCAGCUGCAACGCCAGGAGUUUAUACUAAGAUAACGGAAUUUUUACCUUAUAUUAACAAUAUUAUUCGUUAGGGAUAUUGAAAGUUAUUAAAACUGCUUUCAGAAUAAAUGUUUCCUCUUUUUAUUCAAUCAGUGCUAUUGUUAUAUGCCUAAUGUGGGCCGGACCUCAGUGGGUAUAUCGCCAAAAGGGCACUAUGAAGGUGCGCCACAAGUUCGGGGGUCUACGUACAUAUACGAGGAUGCAACUGCUUUCCGCACGUAUAGACGGCGAUGCCCUGAAAGGAAAUACUCUCUAGGGUAAAGCGGCCAUGAAGAGGAUUGUUCCAAGAGUUUCUGUGGUAAUAAGGCAACCCUGAAGAGAAGUGUAGCUACUGCUCCUUUUGGUAAGGAGACCCUGAGGAGAGAAGGACCCAAAUGAGUACCGAUACCAUGGGCUACAUCCAUUUUGA